AUGGCUCGGCUUCGAUCGGCACCUAAGCAUCCGACGCUUUCGAUUAUGGCCAGCGCUUCGGGCAGGAAAACCCGUGCGCGUACAUCAGCAGCUCGUGGCCGCGGGCAAAACGCCGCCACGGAAGACGAAGAGGGGAAGGGCGUGAAUAUAGAAAAAGUAGCUUCUGAGAAACGACACACGACAGUAGACGGCGGUAACGGCGGCAAUGACGAGAAUAGCGAUGGCUGGGGCGAGUUCAAAGGCUUGGGAAAGAAGCUUGCCGAGUCGAAAUGGAGGCUGUCAACAGCGCAGUUCAAGCAGGUCUUCUCGGCGGAUAUGCUGAAUUCGCGACCAUUCAUGAGGCAAAUAGUGGCGUGGGCAGAGUAUGGCGAAUACACGCUGGAGCAGGCACUCGAAGCCGUAACAGAGACGCGACACCGCAUGGACCAGUGUCGGACCAAUCGUAGAAGCCGCAUUCCGAGGAAACACCAAUGGACCGCACAACACCUUACGAAGACCAUCGAGCGCCUGCAUGCCCAAGGCAAAGAACAAAAGAGCAAGAGACAACCCCAGCGCACACGCCUUUUGCGGAGCCCGAGCAUCGAGGUCGCUCGCACCGCGGAUGACCACUCGCGUUUUGAAAGGUCACCUUCCUCCGUGAUGGCGGAGUCACUGCCGCUACUAGAUGCUGACGAGAGCACGUUUGCAUUCCCCGGGUUGGGCACCGGCGAUGAGAACAGUAGUCUCGUUGGCCAAUCCCCUCCGCCCUCUGCUACUGGUGGAGCGAAUCUUGCCUCCACAAGCCGCUCGAAAGACGUACACAUCUCAUCUGCACAGCCUAUGCUAGAAGGACAGGAUGGCUGUGCCUCACGCGACGCUACGAAUGCUCCAUUCACCUCCACAAAGACCGACAAAGCUAGUGUGAUCGACCUGACGUCUCCACCAGAUGAUACAGCAGCGAGCCAUAUCACAUCCUCCACGAGCAGUCGUCGAAACGUCUCACCAGCCGAGGACCCCACGGCGGCCGUUCCGAGCAGUGACGUGCUCGGGGCCAUUCAAAGCCUCCAACCUGGUCAAUGGCUCUCCGCCUCAGCUAUAAACUGGAGUCUUGUGGUCUUGUCGCCAAGCAACGUCCGCGUUUUGGACAACACGGUGAUAGAGCUCUCUGAUCCGGCCAAGAUCCAUUGCAAGAAGCCACUGCGCUUCCAAGAGAACCAUCGCUACGUCGUGCUACCCCUCCAUCGCAAUCAAAACCACUGGGUCGUCGUUUCGCUAGAUCUCGACGCUGGCGAGGCGGAUUGGUCCUACACAGGCGGGUCGUGCGGCGUCCAGAAGAAUAGCUAUGACUGCGGCCUUCAUGUGGUUGUGACCGCCAUCCAUCACGUGGCUGGCCUUUCGCAACCGGAGAACAUCGACAGCGUCUUCUGGCGUGGCCUGUUGCAACAUCUCCUCCUUCCACUAGCCGACGACGACGUAUCGCACCCAGACGCCAUCGAUAUCUCGCAGACGACGCCAUCCUCAGAGAGCUGUAUUGUUGGCUCGCACGAGGCGUGCAACCAGGCCUGUUCUGAGGAGGACAUUCAAGCGUACGAAGGGAAGCUGAAGACAGCAGUCAAUGCAGUGAAAAAGGAGCUCCAAAAACUCCAGCGCGGGUCUGAUUUCACCGCCGUGCGCCAGGUCCUCCGGUCUGCCCAAGACGCAGCCAAUGCCGCGAAACAAGAACUUGACGUGGCUCUAGAGCCUCUGCAGCGCUUGCUAGACAAGCAGCAAGAAAUAGCGUCACUCUAUGACGAACACGUCCGGUGUCAAGCGCAGGAGUGCAUGACGCUACAGUGGCUGUCCGGCAAGUCGAAUGGCGUGAAGGAUGACGUGACGGCAACGAAGGCAAAAAUAGAGGGCCUCGCUGGGCGGCUACUGAGCGCUGAGAGUCGAUGUCGUGCGUUGCGCUCAGGCGUGGAGUUCCAGGACGGGGUGGAGAGGGCGAGGACGGAGCGGGUGGGUGAGUUGAAGGGGAGGGGUAUUUGCUUGAGGGAUGAUAUGAGAAACUUGUGGAAGGAGCGCGCGAGGAGACGGCAGUUGGAUGAGGAGGAGAUGGAGAAGGAGCUGGAGGUGUUUGGCGCGUAG
Molecule: messenger RNA, 2103 nt
Organism: Lasiodiplodia theobromae
Lineage: Eukaryota; Fungi; Ascomycota; Dothideomycetes; Botryosphaeriales; Botryosphaeriaceae
Exons: 3
Coding region: 1-2103 (700 amino acids)
Source: RefSeq, a predicted model, not a curated record